GAUCGGUAUAACAUUUCGUUUGUUGUUAAUUGAGUGUGGAAUACAAUACUCAAUACAAAAUACAUUAACAAUUUUUCAUAAAAAAAAUCAACAAAAAACAAAACAAAAGCCCAAAAUUUACUCAAGCCUCUCAAGCUAGUUUAAUUUGGAUAAAUUUUCACUCUGUUUCUGCACAUCUAUAGUUGAGUAAUUUGAUUUAGAUUUAGGUGGCAUGUCCUGCAAUUCGUGUCCACCCUUUGCUGCCUAUAAGUUUCCAUCCUGUUUUCAGCGAUACGGCGGCGUCUCCAACAACAAGAAUCCCGGCAAUGUCCAAACGCUGCACAGCCUCGCCCACAAUGUGAUGCCGAAAUUCUAUGAUGGCAUCGAGCUCGACUACUAUCAUCGACUGGCGCCAAACAAAUUCAUAUCGGCCGCCUGGGUCCUGAGUCAUGUGAGACCCGCAGGCUUUCGCUUUGGGGGCCUCUACACGUUUCGUAUGGUCGAUGAUUUCAUGCUAACGCCAACAAUUGUCGGCGACAUACAUCCCACCACAUUGGCCGCCAAUUUGAACCUCCUUUACUAUCCAUUCAAGCCACUGCGCCUGGAGGCUGUCUUCCAAAAGGCCGGCGAGGCCUCGCCCGUGGAGACGCAAUAUACAAUCGAGUGGACACGUCCCUGCGACACCUGGACAACAAAUUUGUACAAUGUGCGAAACGAGACUGGACGUUGCACUUCGUCGGUAAUGCGUUCCAUUUCCCAGCACUGGGCAAUCGGCUGCGAACUACUGGUAGAGUGGAAUGAGCCAAAGAAAGUAAUGUCAGACUUGGCAUUUGCUGCACGCUACUCCCACCAUCAUUAUUCCUUUGCGGCAACAGUUUCGCGUCAGGGCCUGGACGUUAGCUAUUGGCAGCGAAUCCAUCCGCAAAUCCAGAUGGCGAAUUUGUUGGCCUGGAAUCGCAAUACACGCAAAACAAUCGCAACCAUAUGCUAUCAAUGGAACUUUUGGAACUGCGCCGUGCAUGGCAUGAUCGACUCUGAUGCGCUAGUUGGCUUCAUGUGGACCAAAUAUCUUUCGCACAUACCACUGCAGAUGGGCUUCAGUGUGGUAAUGAGUCUGCCCACAGAUCGCUUUGCGUUCGGAAUGCGAUUUGUGCUUGAUCCGAGCGGUUUAAGACGCGGAGACUGACAUGUUUUUAUUUGAAAUGUUGAAAUUAUAUUUUUUACCAAAUUCUCUGAGAAAUGUCGUGUAUACAAUUUAAGAAAUGUUUGGUGUUCAAUCA
Messenger RNA from Drosophila navojoa, 1259 nucleotides. RefSeq names its product mitochondrial import receptor subunit TOM40 homolog. NCBI's taxonomy places the organism in Eukaryota, Metazoa, Arthropoda, Insecta, Diptera, Drosophilidae. Gene Ontology annotation, biological process: protein import into mitochondrial matrix. The record is from RefSeq and is a predicted model, not a curated record. Gene Ontology annotation, cellular component: mitochondrial outer membrane. Gene Ontology annotation, molecular function: transmembrane protein transporter activity.